Tyto alba (common barn owl) is the source of this 2702-nucleotide messenger RNA. It is a transcript of the gene TFIP11, whose product is annotated as tuftelin interacting protein 11. The transcript is spliced from 12 exons. The record is from RefSeq and is a predicted model, not a curated record. Bases 125 to 2608 code for a protein of 827 amino acids. NCBI's taxonomy places the organism in Eukaryota, Metazoa, Chordata, Aves, Strigiformes, Tytonidae. Gene Ontology annotation, biological process: spliceosomal complex disassembly. Gene Ontology annotation, cellular component: U2-type post-mRNA release spliceosomal complex. Gene Ontology annotation, molecular function: nucleic acid binding.
CGGAACCGGUGUCCCCGUGUGCGGGCUGGGGGGUGCUCGGGAGGUUUUUGGGGGGGUCCGCGUGCGAGCCGGGGGGUGCCCCCGUGUGCGGGCCGGGGCGGGGGGGCGGCUGCCCCCAGGCGCCAUGUCCAUGUCGCACCUGUACGGCACGGAUGGGGAAGAUGGCGUGGAGAUGGAGAACUUCGAGGUGUCGGACUGGGACCUGCAGAACGAGUUCAACCCCCACCGGCAGCGCCACCGGCAGAGCAAGGAGGAGGCCACCUACGGCGUGUGGGCCGAGCGCGACUCGGACGAGGAGCGGCCCAGCUUCGGCGGCAAGCGCUCCCGGGAUUACUCGGCCCCCGUGAACUUCAUCAGCGCCGGGCUGAAAAAGUCAGCAGCUGAGGACGUGUCGGAUGAAGACUCUGAUGAAGAUGAAAAGCCUGUUAAGCAGGAGGAAAUCCCUAAAGAGUUUGUGCCAAAGAAGUUAAAAACAGGUGGUAAUUUCAAGCCUAGUCAGAAGGGCUUUGUCGGGGGGACAAAAUCUUUUGUGGAUUUUGGCAGCUGGGAGAGACACACUAAAGGAAUUGGGCAGAAGCUGCUCCAGAAGAUGGGUUACGUCCCUGGAAGAGGUCUCGGGAAGAAUGCUCAAGGUAUUAUCAAUCCGAUUGAGGCCAAACAGAGAAAAGGCAAAGGAGCUGUGGGGGCAUACGGCUCGGAAAGAACCAGCCAGUCUUUGCAAGACUUCCCUGUUGUGGACUCGGAAGAAGAAGCUGAAGAGGAAUUUCAGAAAGAGCUCAGUCAGUGGCGGAAGGAUCCUACUGGAGGCAAGAAAAAGCCAAAAUACAGCUACAAGACAGUAGAAGAACUGAAAGCCAAGGGUAGGAUCAGCAAGCAGCUUUCAGCCCCUCAGAAGGAGCUGUCUCAAGUCAAGGUUAUAGACAUGACGGGCCGGGAACAAAAGGUUUAUUACAGCUACAGUCAAAUUAGCCACAAGCACAAUAUCCCAGAUGACAGUCCUCAGCAGCCACUGGGCAAAGACUCCAAGCCCCAGGGAUUUGCCUUGCCUGAGCUGGAGCACAACUUGCAACUUCUCAUUGACAUCACAGAGCAGGAGAUCAUCCAGAACGACCGGCAGCUGCAGUACGAGAGAGACAUGGUUGUCAACCUGACCCAUGAGAUACAGAAGAUGUCUGAAGUUCUCUCCCAUGAGGAGAAAGCCAUUAGCAAUCUCAGCAAGGUGCUGGAGAUGGUGGAAGAGUGUGAGAGACGGAUGCAGCCCAGCUGUGAAAAUCCCUUAACCUUGGAUGAGUGUGCAAAGAUUUUUGAGACACUUCAAGACAAGUACUAUGAAGAGUACAGAAUGUCUGAUAGGGUGGACCUGGCAGUAGCAAUAGUCUAUCCUCUCAUGAAAGAUUACUUCAAGAACUGGGAUCCCCUCAAGGACUGUACGUAUGGCACGGAGAUCAUAGCCAAGUGGAAGAGCCUUUUGGAAAACGAUCAGCUGUUAUCACACAGUGGGCAGGACCUGUCAACAGAUGCUUUUCACAGGCUGAUGUGGGAAAUCUGGAUGCCAUAUGUCAGAAACAUCGUGGCGCAGUGGCAACCGAGGAACUGUGGAUCGAUGGUGGAUUUCUUGGAUAGCUGGGUAAACGUCGUUCCUGUCUGGAUACUGGAUAACAUUCUGGAUCAGCUCAUCUUCCCCAAGCUACAGAAGGAGGUUGAAAGCUGGAAUCCUCUGACAGACACAGUCCCAAUUCAUUCGUGGAUCCAUCCCUGGCUUCCCCUGAUGCAGGCUCGAUUAGAGCCGCUGUAUUCUCCCAUCCGAAACAAACUGGCGAAUGCUCUGCAGAAGUGGCAUCCCAGCGACUCCUCCGCCAAACUUAUCCUUCAGCCCUGGAAAGAUGUGUUCACACCUGGGUCCUGGGAGGCUUUCAUGGUCAAAAACAUCGUGCCUAAACUAGGGAUGUGUUUGAAUGAACUCAUCAUAAACCCUCACCAGCAGCACAUGGAUGCCUUCUACUGGGUGAUUGACUGGGAGGGGAUGAUUUCUGUCUCCAGUCUUGUUGGGCUGCUGGAGAAACACUUCUUCCCAAAGUGGCUGCAGGUGCUGUGCUCUUGGCUUAGUAACAGCCCCAACUAUGAAGAAAUCACCAAGUGGUACUUGGGUUGGAAGUCCAUGUUCUCAGACCAAGUGUUAGCACAUCCAUCGAUCAAAGACAAAUUUAAUGAAGCUCUUGAUAUCAUGAACCGGGCUGUCUCCUCCAGUGUGGGUGGGUACAUGCAGCCAGGCGCUCGGGAGAACAUCGCCUACCUCACUCACACCGAGCGGAGGAAGGACUUUCAGUACGAAGCCAUGCAGGAGCGGCGCGAGGCUGAGAACAUGGCCCAGCGCGGCAUCGGCAUGGCCGCCAGCUCUGUGCCCAUGAAUUUUAAGGACCUGAUUCAGACAAAAGCAGAGGAGCACAACAUUGUUUUCAUGCCUGUGAUUGGAAAGCGGCACGAAGGGAAACAGCUGUAUACAUUUGGACGGAUUGUCAUUUACAUCGACAGAGGCGUUGUGUUUGUACAAGGAGAAAAGACUUGGGUGCCAACCUCUCUCCAGAGCCUCAUUGACAUGGCGAAGUGAGGGCCCCGCUUUGAACUGUGAAGACCAUCGUGAUAGUAGUUUUAGUGUAACUGUCUUAAAAUAAAGAAGUUACAGAUUUGUAAAUAGAGUGAAA